UUCGAGAUGACAUCUUUGGCAGCUCUUAAACGCUCAAUCGCCAAGAUCGAAAGGAAACAAGCCACAGAAAGACGCCUGCAAAAUAUGCGACGCCUCUCUAAGUUUGUGGAUAUAAUGGAGAGACACGGUGAAGUUAUAGAGACCUUGCUGAACACGACUAAUCUUCUGGGAUUUGUUUGGGUACUUCCAGUCCGUUAUGGGGCCAAUGAAGUUUCUGUUACAGUCAUCGGAGAAAGCCUAGAGCUUCUAGAAAGUUGCAAUGGACUUAUUGAUGGAUACCCUCUAGUUAAACGAGCUGUGGAGUCUAUGUUUCAUGACAUUCUGGAGUUUCACAAAACUGCGGUUGCUUACUUCAGGAAGCCAAUGUGGAAACAGGUCUUUCAGGCCACCUGGUCCACCUAUAAGGCGAAGUUCGGACCGGUUGUCGACAGUUUGAAACGCCACAGACAGGUCUUUGGGGACAGGCUCACUUUUGCACAACUCGAGAUCCGCGUAGAAGGGAUCAGAUCCGCUGAUGCACUUAAGAAGUUGCGAAAAGACGAGACAAUGCGCCAGUUGAGAGAUAUUCAAUGCUGGCUGAAUAGCGCAGACGUUGCAUGUGAUCAAGAAUCUUUCAGAAGAAAGACUAUUCUGACAUCCCUAAUGGUCGAAGAUUGUCUCAAAUGCUAUCAAUCUACGAUUUGGUUCUAUUUCAGGCAUGGCGAUUCGCAACGAAGCUCCUUCCUUAGCUUGGCUGCCAGUGUUAUCGCACAGCUGCUAGACAAAAAAAGCGAUCUGAUACCUUAUGUCUUCGAAGAGAUGUGUCGCAAAGGCAAGCGAGCAUUUUCAUCAGAAACAUUAGCCAAAGAGAUACUCGAGGUAAUGAUGAGAAAUUCGGGACAGGUUUGCAUUAUCCUCGAUGGUCUCGAUGAGUGCAGUAAAAUAGAAAGGAAGAAGGUCCUUCAAUGGAUCCGCCUCAUGAGCGAGCAUCCACAGAAUCGUGAUAGUUCAGAUUCCACGAUAUGUAUUCUUGUGUCACAAAGGGACGCGAUCACCUCCAAGACUUUACGUGAUAUUCCAAGCUUGGAAAUCACUUCGAAGGAUACGCGAGACGACAUCUAUACAUAUAUAAGGUCCCGAGGCUCAGAGGUGCAAAAGAAAUUUCAACUCAAUGACGAAAGCACAAAAGCGAUGGUUGAGCUUGUCAUGGAAAAGGCGGGCGUCUCACCUGGUGAUCUCUAUAAAGAGCUGAACACGAAAGAAAUACCAACUCAACUUGACCAAGCAUACGAGCGGAUAUUGAACAAUAUCCUUGAAGAGCAGGCUUCACGAACUCAUGCAGUUCAGCUUCUCGGCUGGCUAGUGUGCGCAAAACGGAGACUCCAAUGGCGAGAGAUACAGGGCGCGGUUUCAAUUGACCUUGAAGCCGAAGAUGUUGACUUUGAAGGUCGCCAAUGGAUCCUUGAUUCUAGAGACCUAUGCGAUUCGCUUGUCGAAGUCAAGACCGAUGGUUCUCUUGAACUUGUUCAUGCAACUGCAAAGCUGUUCCUUAUUCGAACAAAUUUCAUUGAUGUCAGACAAGUGGAGCUGAGGAUGGCUUCUCUCUGUAUGGGCUACCUAGCUCUACCCGGGUUUGAGACAUUCCUGCCAGACGAGUCUGUUGCAGACCUCAUAAACACUGGAUAUUACACAUUCCUAGACUACGCAGUAUGCUUCUGGUCAUCCCAUCUCCAGGAGGGCCUCAAGCGCAUCAUAGAUCGGCAGGACGCUAUGAUGCUGAUUGAAGUUCUUUCGAAAUUCCUAGAGUCGCACUACCGACAUCCCGCAAAAGAAAUCAACAUUCCCUCUUCUGCAUAUGAGGUAAAGAGGCGGAUUGAAGAACACGGACCCUGGUCUACAUCGGAGAAAUUCCUUAACGCCUUCGCCUCAACGCAGAAUCAAAUAAGCUGUUUCACUCAAGACGCAGCAACCAAUGAAUGUCUCGACAUACCUGAUGUUAUCACUCGCAUCAGGAAAAUUCUAGAGAAAACCGCCUCAGAAAAUACGGCCAAUGGGAGAGCUGAUAGCAGAUUACUCUAUUCCUUCUACGGCCACCGUCUCUAUAAAUGCCCCAGAAUGAGCUGCGAGUUCUUUCAUCAAGGAUUCGAGACUGUCCAGCAAAGAGAAUCUCAUUUGAGCAAGCACGAUAGAGCUUUUGAAUGCUCCUUUCCUCAAUGUUACAGAGCUACUAUUGGGUUCAGCUCAAAGAGGCAACUCGAAAAACACAUCGCGGAUACUCAUGAGAAAAAGGCAAGGGAAAUGCACUCUUUCCCUUCCAAGCGAGCGAAGAUCGCUUUGGUGUGCAGAUUCUGCAAAGAAGAAUUCCAGGACACGAGAGCAUACCGCAUGCAUGACUGCACAGGUUCCUCUCCAAAGCGGCCACAAAACAUCGAAGCCACUGACAAGUCUUCGACCCGAGGGGUAGAAGCCACGACAGGCGAAUCCAAUUCGGCAAAUUCACAUUGGCAGGGUCCCGGCUUGCUUACCGUCGACGAAAUCGAGAAUAUGCCACACCUGGGUAAGAAGGAGAAAGUAGCACAUAAGGAGUUCGUGCGAAACCUGUGGACAGUUCUUAAUGACAGUGAUCGCCCGAGCCAAGAGUAUGAGACGGCGCACACCAGGUUGACACUUUUGUCGCAACGACUCAGGGAUGUUCAGCAAGCAUAUCAGGAACCUCAACUAGCGCUUCAACAACAGGAGCAAACUUAUGAUACCCAAGUUGAGCAGCAAGCCGAAUGGGUUCCGUGGAACAAGGUGCAGCAUUUCAGUCAGCUACUGUCUUCAAUUCAGGAAAGAGUUUUGGGGCUCACUUUCUACGCCCCUCCUGAUAUGGCAAACGAGCUAGUCGAGAACUGGAUUGCUGAUGCCCGAUUACGAUAUGGAAAAGCACUACAGAAGCAGGAAGAAGCACAAACUCAGUUGUCAGAGUUCGACGAGGAAAUUGAGAGGCGGCAAUCACAGGGUGAUAUGUCAAGAGAAGAGAUACAAGGAUAUGUGGACAGAAGGCGAGCAAUAGCGAGAAUAUCUGAAGAAGGUCAGGAGUUCGUGCAGAGAUUUACAGAGCAGCAAGAGACGUUCAAGACCCUUUGGCGGAAGAAGGUUGAGUCGGGAGAGAUUGUCUUUAUACCUUCAGCAUAGUUCGCUUUGUGGCGACCUUGGCGACUGAACCCGUGUCACAAGUGUAG
Aspergillus vadensis CBS 113365 is the source of this 3203-nucleotide messenger RNA. RefSeq lists its product as uncharacterized. The transcript has 8 exons. The coding region runs from base 7 to 3156 and encodes 1049 amino acids. The record is from RefSeq and is a predicted model, not a curated record. Lineage: Eukaryota; Fungi; Ascomycota; Eurotiomycetes; Eurotiales; Aspergillaceae.